Molecule: messenger RNA, 1457 nt
Organism: Etheostoma spectabile (orangethroat darter)
Lineage: Eukaryota; Metazoa; Chordata; Actinopteri; Perciformes; Percidae
Product: CD209 antigen-like protein E
Exons: 8
Coding region: 447-1229 (260 amino acids)
Source: RefSeq, a predicted model, not a curated record
AGGGCGUUGAACUGGACAAUAGAUCUUUAGACUCUGCAUCCUCAACUAUAAAAGAGUUGGGAGUUGGACAUGAGAACAGCAAAAGAAAACUUCAGAUAACUUCUUCAGUGGAAUUGCGAGACAGAAGCCACCGUAGCCAACCCGGUUGAAGGAGUAAUUCGGACUCUGACGUCUUUUUUCUGUUCAACUGCCUCAAAGGCUGUGGAUUUAUAGACAUUUUGAAGACUUUGGACAAGGUUGGACAGCCAAGGGCAGAAGAAAGGGCGCGGUCCCCCCGGCCAGGGUGACACGCUCCUGUCCCACCUCUACAAAAAAGAAGAUUGCCAAAUUCAUCCAAGCUCAACUAUCGCAUCCAGGAGUGACCAACUCAAAGACGGACAGUGAAAGUUUUUCAGUUGGUCAAGAGGUCUGCAGAAAAUGUCGCUGCGCCACAUUUGAGCCUGAAUAUGAGAUAUAAAAGAAAUGUCCAAGAGACCAGCGGAGAGGAAGAGGAGAGUCAGGUGGGGAUCUUAGAGGAGGAAGAGCAUCACGCUGAUCUCGGGCCACAAAGAGCCGGACCACACACUCAAAACAAGCCUGCAGCCAACAACAGAAGGCGUCUCAAAGCUGCUGCAGUGACUCUGGGAGGGUUUUAUCUUCUGAUAUUGGCUGCACUCUUCAUUCGCUUCACUUUGCUGCAGACCAGAUACGACCAACUGAGCAACAACUACACUCAGUUACAGGAUGAAGUAAAUCAGCUGAAGGACAGAACUGAAGUCACUUUGCUGCAGACCAGAUACGACCAACUGAGCAACAACUACACUCAGUUAAAGGAUGAAGAAAAGCAGCUGAAGAACAGAACUGAAGCUAAAGUCUGUCCUGAUGGAUGGACGAGAUAUGGAUGCAGUUGUUACUUUAAAUCUAAAGAGAAGAAGGUUUGGGAGGACAGCAGAGAUGACUGUCAGCAGAGAGGAUCAGAUCUGGUCGUCAUUGACAACGAAGAGGAACAGAAGUUUGUCUCUGAGCUGAGUAACGGAGGAGAGUCCUGGAUUGGUCUACGGUAUGUAUGGGGACCAGGAGGAUGGGAAUGGAGAUGGGUGGACGGAUCACCGCUGACAGAGAAGUUCUGGGGACCAGGACUGCCUCGCUAUGAUGGUUACCGGUACGCUGCAGCAUGCUGCGAUCAACAAGGACAAUGGACACAGGGUAGAGCUUAUUCUGAUACUACGAACUGGAUCUGUGAGAAAUAGAUUAUCUAAACUCUUUGAUGAUGGAUGGGGGGGGUAGUGUUUGGAUCAGCUUUGUUAAAUCAGACCAAUUCUCCAACAUGGGCUCAGCUGUUUAUUCUGUGUUGCUAAGUAACCUGGAUUCCAGAGAUCUUGUUCCUCUCCCUUCAUAGAGCCCAAUCUGGUUAGAAGUCAUGUGUCCUGACUCUGUAGUCCUACAGGAUUAUUACAAUAAAAGAUAAGAACAACAUG